AUGACUGUUCUUUUACUGUCAGUUGCUCUCAAUAUCCCCAUUCUUAUUUUUGAAAACUUUUAUUCACAUUCAUGGUUUCAUAGUAAUCCACGAUCUGCAACAGUUCACAUUUCUGUUCCUGAGUUUUCCAAAGCCCAGUAUCUUUCUCUUUUCCCUAUUCUUUAUCGUGAGCCUUCGACUCUCUGGUGGAUUCUUGAAGAUGACGAAACUUUUCCCCGAACCAAUAAUAAUAAUACACACACAUUUGUAACCAUUGAAGGGUUUCGAUUUUAUAACAAUUCUUUAUUUUCUGCAAUUGAGGCUUAUGACGUUUGGCCUAAACCUGCAUUUAAUCUCACUUACAAUGCAUUUUACAUGUCUGACAAUUGUUACAAGUCUGUGUUUCCAACUGAAGAAGCUCCAGGUCUUGCAGUACAAUUAUUGACACGAGACAUGCCAAGGCAUAUUGCGAAUUUGAUUGAUGUGAGUGCUGCAGAGUGUACAGCUGUUACAAGGCGUGCUAGUGGUCGCAGUGGUGUUUGGAGGGUAUCUUUAAAUCAGAGUGAGGAGGAGACUGGUGGAUUGUGCCGUGUGUUGUUUGGUAGUUGA
This is a messenger RNA of Magnusiomyces paraingens, 588 nucleotides long. RefSeq lists its product as uncharacterized. The coding region runs from base 1 to 588 and encodes 195 amino acids. The record is from RefSeq and is a predicted model, not a curated record. The transcript is spliced from 2 exons. Lineage: Eukaryota; Fungi; Ascomycota; Dipodascomycetes; Dipodascales; Dipodascaceae.